AUGAACUAUCAAAAGAUCUACGGUAUUACAGGACCUGUGUCCACUGCAGGCUCUACGGCAGCAGAAAACAGGCUUAAUGAUGAGCUGAUUCAGGAGCUGAAGAGGGAGGGCUCUUUUGAAACGGAGCAGGAAACCGAAAAUAGAGUUAAAGUCCUAAAAAUUCUGCAAGAAUUGGCUCAAGAGUUUGUUUUCAGGGUAUCCAAAAAAAAGAAUAUGUCAGAUGGUAUGGCAAGAGACGCUGGUGGUAAAAUAUUCACUUUUGGUUCUUAUAGACUUGGCGUCCACGGGCCUGGCAGUGAUAUAGACACAUUGGUUGUUGUACCUAAACAUGUCACUAGAGAUGAUUUUUUCAUGGUUUUUGAUGAGCUUCUGAGAGCCCGUCCUGAAUUGGAAGAAAUUGCACCGGUACCGGAUGCAUUCGUGCCUAUAAUAAAGAUAAAAUUUAGUGGAAUAUCCAUAGAUUUGAUUUGUGCUCGACUUGACAUUGCACAAGUCUCGCAGUCCUUAACUUUGGCGGACAAAAAUUUGCUGAGAAACUUGGAUGAGAAAGAUCUUCGAGCCUUAAAUGGUACCAGAGUAACUGAUGAGAUUUUGGAAUUAGUUCCAAAACCCAUAGUAUUCAGAAUUGCGUUAAGAGCUAUUAAGCUUUGGGCUCAACGCAGAGCCGUGUAUGCCAACGUUUUCGGAUUUCCUGGAGGUGUGGCUUGGGCUAUGCUAGUUGCCAGAAUAUGUCAAUUAUAUCCGAAUGCUAAUAGUGCAGUUAUAUUAAAUAGAUUUUUCAAAAUUUUGUCUGAAUGGAAAUGGCCCCAACCAGUUGUUUUAAAACCUAUUGAAGAUGGACCUCUACAAGUACGGGUGUGGAAUCCGAAAAUUUACGCUCAAGACAGAUCACACAGGAUGCCAGUUAUUACUCCAGCUUAUCCUUCAAUGUGUGCUACGCACAACAUUACCGACUCGACAAGAAAGGUCAUUCUAGAAGAAUUUGAAAGGGGCAUUCGUAUAACGACUGACAUUUUUUCAAGCAAAAAGAAAUGGGUUGAUCUCUUUGAAAAGCAUAACUUUUUCUAUAAAUAUAAGUUUUACUUGACGGCUAUGGCUGCUACUAGAGGAAACGACGAGCAACAUUUAAAAUGGAGCGGAAUGGUUGAAAGUAAGGUCAGGCUUCUCGUUUUGAAAUUGGAAGCAUUGAGUGGAAUUAAAUCAGCACACCCAUUCACCAAGCCAUUUGAGGCAGUAUAUUGUUAUUCUACCAAUGAAGAUUGUAAGCAUAUUUUAGACAGUUUCGGUACGCAUAAGACUGAGGAGGAGCUUCGGAACUUUAAAAGGGUCACUGACGAAAAUAAAGGUGAUGAGGAAAUAGAAAAACAAUCAAAAGUCUACAUUACUACGAUGUAUAUUGGGUUGGACGUUAACGUGGAGGAUAAAAAGGAAAAGAUUGAUAUACAUGUUCCUUGUAAUGAAUUUUUUAAUUUGUGCCGGAACUUCAACGAGGAAUAUCAGGAUUCUGAGGUCUAUUCAUUGGUGAUAAAAUACGUGAAAUUGCAUGAUUUACCAGAUGACGUUUACGAGGAAGGUGAAGAAAGACCAGUAAAAAAGAAGAGUAAGAGAAAAAAAAUGGAUAAGAUCAGCAAUGGCUCGAAAAGGACUAAGUCUGAAACAUCAAAUACUAAAGAGACUUGCAACAAUUCGGACUCUGCAGAGACUAAUGGUUCAGGCACAACUCAAAACGGUUCUGUUACAGCAAGUACGGCAACCGAGGUAACGAAGGCAUAA
Messenger RNA from Zygotorulaspora mrakii, 1773 nucleotides. RefSeq names its product polynucleotide adenylyltransferase PAP1 (gene PAP1). NCBI's taxonomy places the organism in Eukaryota, Fungi, Ascomycota, Saccharomycetes, Saccharomycetales, Saccharomycetaceae. Bases 1 to 1773 code for a protein of 590 amino acids. The transcript has a single exon. The record is from RefSeq and is a predicted model, not a curated record. Gene Ontology annotation, cellular component: nucleus. Gene Ontology annotation, molecular function: RNA binding; poly(A) RNA polymerase activity.